AUGGCGCUUCUUGGUUCGACCGAGUGUGCAGGAACGCCAGCCGUGCUGCCCUCUUGCGAUUUCUAUUUUGACGUGCUGGGCCCUCUCGGUCUACCCUCCUUUCGCCUCCCGAUCGUCUCUCAACUGGUGCUGCUGGAUUCCCAGCGCAACGGGGACCGCCCCGUGAGCUUAAAUAUCGCCACCAGCGUUUCGCCCAGCGUUGACGAAAUUGGCGACGGCAAAACGAAGGCUUACGGUUACCAGGUGGAGGUGGAUGCGACUGGGAAGGCGGAGUACUACAAGUGCAAGGCAGCAGUGCUGGCAACGAGCGUGGCGCCUGCUGGUGAUCAAUUUUAUGCAACUGGAGAGCCAGCGAAGGUGUACGCCCGGACUUUCCAAAAGAAUCUUCCAGUGGAAGCCUUUCAGGGUUGUUGUGUGCGCAUGUCACUGGCCAGUGUGCAGCUGAAGGCUCCUAAUGGUGAUACUCACGAUUCCAUGGUCGGUAGUGUGCCGUUUCACGACCGACAUGUGUUCCUGUGUCAUAAGGGCCCGGCUAACUGGCCUGAGAAUCCGUUUUCGUUCGACUGGGACUGCAUGCCGAGGAGACUUCGUGCUGAUAUCAAAGCUCGCGAGGAGGAGAUGCAAAGAAAGACGAUGUUCACGGUGUGUGAAGGAAGGGACGUCCCUGGCUCCUACAAUGGGGACAUUUUGGUCUUCCCUGAAAUGUUAAUUUACAGGUCGUUGACUCGUUUCGAUGUUGAGUGCUUCGUGGAUGAGGCUCUCGUGCAUGAGCAGCCUCGCUUGCUCUGGCCGGAACCUCUUACCGGGUGUCACAUCUUCGUGUGCUGCCAUGCCACCCGUGACUCGCUCUGCGGGGCGAUCGGUCCUCAAGUCGUGGCGAAAUUUCGCGAGGAGUUUGAACGGCGAGGUUUGAUCGAUGUUCACGUCUGGCCGUGCUGUCACCUGUCGCGGAAUGUCUCCAUGGAUGCGUGUGUUGGAAACGUGUCUGUAUUCAAACGGAGCAAGCCGUCGUGCAAUAACUGCGGAAGGAGGAGGUCCGAGGAUCGAUUCCUGUCUGGCGCGAAAAGGCAGCAGCUUCCUCCGGAAGCUCUCGCCGCGUUGGUAGCAGCUGCAUCGGCUGGGCAAACUGGAGAGGUUCGGGGCGACUGGUACGGCCAAGUCAUGCCUGAUGACGUGGCAGAUGUCAUGGAGCUCCACGUCAUGGGUGAUUCGGUGGUGGAGCGCCUUUGGCGGGGAAGGAUGGGGCUCUGGCCGCAGCAGCAGGUGGAGGAGCAGGCUGAUCGUCUCGGUUCAAUGCGGUGUGUUUCCGCCGAUCCCGACGCCUCUUCCGAACGUAUGCCCGGCUCGGCUUCCGGUUCGGCUCUUUCUGACGCUGGUUCGGAAGUCUGCUCCUGCGCACCCACUGCCGUCUCGCGGUCACUCUCGGCUCAGUACAUCUCUCGUCAGACUUCUCGCUCCAGCAGCGAGGCGUCGAAAGGAUCAAAUAACAGCCCUUGCGAGUUCGCCAAAUGCGGCGCGGGAGGCGUGGCUCAUAGCCCGUCUUCCACGCUGGACGCCGUUAAUCGGCUCGGCUCCGCGAGCUUCCACAGCUGCUCGUCGGCCUCCUAUUCGUCGACAUCAAUUGCGUCCGCCGAACCCGCCGUUAGCGACGUUCGCGGCGAGGUCAGCGGCGGCGCGUCUCUUAGAACGGACUCGACUCUUUCCUGCGUCUCCGCGUCUCCCGGCUCUUCGACGCGGUGGGAUAGUUACCUCUGCGGCUCGCCUUCGGUGCGAUUCGGUUCUGCUUCUGAGACUUCCGCUUCUCGCCCAGUGAAGCAGGGGCAGUUUCCAAAACAGCCCAGCUGUAAUCGGGUAACCAGCUUCCACCAAAACUUCGCGAAACAAGAGGCGGAAACCGUUUCGGCUGGGUGGCCUAGCUGGGUGGGGGAGUCGGGUCUUGUGACGGGGCGUGGUGCCAUUGCUGCCGCUGCUGUCGCCGCGGUGGCGGUAGCUGGUGUGUCUACAGUGAUGUUCCUUUGCAGGAAGAAAGAUUGA
Molecule: messenger RNA, 2034 nt
Organism: Closterium sp. Yama58-4
Lineage: Eukaryota; Viridiplantae; Streptophyta; Zygnematophyceae; Desmidiales; Closteriaceae
Source: the annotation of a GenBank genome assembly